AUGUUUGGAGAAGCGGUGUCGGUCGUUGCGUCGUGUCGCUGGCUGGUCGGGGCGGGCGGGCGGAGGGGCGGGCGGAGCGACGCUCUUGAAUGGGCGGCGGUGCGGCGGCGCAGCGCGGCCUUUCGAGCGCCAGUCCGCACACCGGCGGCUCCGCUGCCCCACGGUCGGCCGCCUGCUCCACACAACAAUGCUCAAAAUCACAACAUAACUGAACAGACCCAGCAGUGA
Messenger RNA from Pieris macdunnoughi, 228 nucleotides. The record is from the annotation of a GenBank genome assembly. NCBI's taxonomy places the organism in Eukaryota, Metazoa, Arthropoda, Insecta, Lepidoptera, Pieridae.